Messenger RNA from Punica granatum (pomegranate), 3247 nucleotides. Lineage: Eukaryota; Viridiplantae; Streptophyta; Magnoliopsida; Myrtales; Lythraceae. The record is from RefSeq and is a predicted model, not a curated record.
UGCCACUGCUUUCCUUCUGAUUGAUAAAAACUUCCACCACAAUCCCCAAGACAGCAAACAUGAUUGUAAAGGGGUCGAAUCGCUCUCUCUUCCUUUCCCUCAUCUUCGGCCUCUUCCAAGUAGUGGCUGCUUUUCGUCCCACCAACGAAACAGACUACCAAGCACUACUAGCCUUCAAGAACCAUGUAACCUCAGACCCAUCUGAUGUCCUCAGCUCAUGGAACAAUUCGGUUCACUUCUGCGCUUGGAGUGGCGUUAGGUGUGGGAAAAUGCACCAGAGAGUGACUGCACUCGAGCUCCUCUCACUUGGAUUUGUAGGUACUUUGUCUCCUCAUAUCGGAAACCUUACAUUUCUCAGAGUGCUUCACCUUGAUGGUAAUGGUCUCAAGGGAAUAAUACCCCAAGAGAUCGGUCGGCUGUUGAGACUAGAGACUCUUUCUCUAGUUAACAAUUCUUUCACAGGAGAGCUGCCUUGGAAUUUGACUGGUUGCAAAGAACUGACGAUCUUAUCUUUGGGCGGCAACAAUCUCGUGGGACGAAUUCCAGAUGAACUUGGUUCUCUUUUGAAGCUCGUCCAAUUAGAACUACCAGAUAAUCAUUUCACUGGAAAAAUCCCAUCUUCGUUAGGCAAUCUUUCAGCCCUGUCCCUACUUUUUAUAUGUGGCAAUUACUUAGAAGGUAGCAUACCCAUGGAACUAGGACAGGUCUCCAACUUAGAACGUCUUCAGUUAUCGAGCAAUAGUCUUUCUGGUAAUAUUCCCACCUCUCUCUACAAUAUCUCAUCCAUUCUAAUGUUCUCGGUUGGGGGGAACAAUUUAAGUGGGUCUGUUCCUUCUGAUGUAUUUAUCACUUUAACCCGACUCCAAGGACUGUAUCUCACUGGCAACAGAUUUUCUGGACCCAUUCCGACCUCUUUAACCAAUGCUUCUCGACUUGUGGAAAUUUCUAUAUCCAAUAAUUCCUUUAUGGGACCAAUUCCGUCGGACCUGGGAGGCCUUGUGAAUCUGCAGUACCUAGAUUUUGAAGUCAACCCCUUAGGAACUGAAGAAGGAGAUGAUUUUAGAUUCCUUGUCUCUUUAUUUAGUUGCAAUGAACUGCAAGAAGUGUGGUUAUCUCAGACUAGGCUUAAGGGGAGGCUACCCGAUUCUAUUGGGAACUUCUCCAUCAAUUUGACAACCCUUGCACUAGGAAAAAACUUGAUAUCUGGAAAGAUGCCCUCAUGGAUAGGGGACCUCGUAAGACUGGAGAGGCUCUCGCUGGAUAACAACAUGUUUGUGGGGACAAUUCCCGACUCUUUUGGGAAACUCUCCAACCUGCAGAGCUUCUCCAUUAACAACAACAAUAUCUCUGGAAUGAUCCCAUCCUCCAUUGGCAACAUGACUUCACUCUCCUAUAUCUACUUGAGGGACAAUAUGCUAGAGGGGGUCAUACCGAUUUCUAUAGGGAAAUGCACACAUCUGACUGCAGUAGACCUCUCCCAGAAUCAGCUCAUUGGUCCUGUGCCUGAGCAAUUAUUUGGUGUUUCUUCCCUCUCGAUAGUAUUAGCAGGAAAUUAUCUGACCGACCCAAUUCCAUCUCGGGUCGGUAGACUGGUAAAUCUCCAAACAUUGGAUGUUUCAGAUAAUAACAUGUCCGGAGAAAUUCCACCUGCUUUGGGUAGCUGCGUGGUGCUGGAGACACUCAGUUUAGAUGGUAACCGCUUCAAUGGAACAAUUCCAUCUGCACUGAAAAAUCUCAGAGGCCUACGGUUACUUGACGUUUCUCAAAACAAUCUGUCUGGUCAGAUUCCUGAGUUUCUUGCCAGCCUCCCCUUCAUCGAGAAUCUCAAUCUUUCCUUUAAUAAGUUUGAAGGAGAAGUGCCACACGGAAAAAUUUUUGGAAACCUGAGUGCGGCAUCAGUUGCUGGAAAUAGAAAACUGUGUGGAGGGCCUCCUACCUUGCAGUUGCCGACAUGUGAAGGAGCGAAUCAAGAGAAAGACAGAAAAAGGUGGCUGUCUCGGAGGCGAAGCUUGGCAAUUGGUGUCUCAGUCUCCAUUUUCAUACUGCUAACAGGAGUGAUCAUCACAAUGAUUCUGUGCCGAUCGAAAAGGUCAAAAAGGAGGACAGAUGUGGCUUCUCUGACAGUGGAUCAUCACCCGAAGCUUUCUUAUGCGGAACUUUUGCAAGCAACAGAUGGUUUCUCUCCUACAAACAUGAUCGGAGAAGGAAGCUUUGGUGUGGUCUACAAGGGGGUCUUACCAAGAAAUGAGCAGGUCGUUGCUGUGAAGGUACUUAAACUUGGAGAACGGGGAGCAAGCAAAAGCUUCAUGGCUGAGUGUGAAGCUCUAAAGAACAUUCGGCAUCGGAACCUCGUGAAAAAUAUCACUUCUUGUUCGACGAUUGAUUUCCAGGGAGAAGAUUUCAAGGCUCUGGUGUUUGAUUUCAUGCUCAAUGGGAGCCUCGAGAAAUGGCUGCAUCCAAUCUCAGAUGAUAGCACCGCAUUGGGUCUAUUGCAGAGGUUAAACAUAGCCAUUGAUGUGGCGACAGCAUUGGAUUAUCUCCACCACUGCUGCCACAAUCCCAUAGUUCACUGUGACCUGAAGCCAAGCAAUGUUCUUCUCGAUAGUGAUUUUUCAGCACAUGUAAGUGAUUUUGGCCUAGCAAAAUUUCUCAUGGCCAAAGCAUCGGGAACACAAAGUAGUUCAAUCGGGGUCAGAGGAACUAUUGGCUAUGUUGCACCAGAGUAUGGUAUCGGUGGAGAGGUUUCGACAUGGGGCGAUGUCCAUAGCUUUGGGAUUCUCUUGCUCGAACUGUUCACUGGGAAGAGACCCACUGACCCCAUAUUCGGUGGCAGCUUUGGUCUCCGUGAGUUCGUAGAGAGAUCCAUUCCUCAAGGGUUGAGUCUGGUAAUAGAUCCAAUAUUACUUUGCUCAGUCGAAACAUACAACAAUCUCCAUGAAUGUUUGGUGUCGAUCCUUGGAGUCGGCCUUACAUGCUCAGCUGCACGACCAAAUGAGAGGAUGGGAAUUCAAGAAGCUGCUGUGAAAUUGCAAAGGAUACGGGAGAAUCUUCGAGUUGUUAGGACGAGAAACAGAGUUCCACAUACCCGCUACAUAUGACUUGAGUAUCAGGAGUUGCUUUUGUACAUUCUUAUUAUCUGAUAUGUAGUUCUGGAACACGUAUCCGUGUAAUAAGGAACUUGUUUGAGCUUGAAUCUGUAUUUUGCCCAAAACGUAAGAGUUUGAAUCUCCACAGCGCCUUAAUUCAA